AUGCCCGAUAAGCCUGAUGCAUUGGAGCUUCGAAGCAAGGUGAAGGCCCAACACUACGAGGGAGUCCAGCCGCUUAUCGCUUCUGGCAAGCUUUUAGCAGGCGGCCCCAUGCUUGAGAAGCACCCAGAGGAAGGGGACCCAGCGCUCUUCAAGGGCAGUGUGGUGAUAUACACGGGCGAAACUGCCCAAGACGUCCGCAAGCUGAUUGAGAACGAUAUAUAUGCAACCAGUGGCGUCUGGGAUCUGGACCAGGUCCAAAUCAUUCCGUUUAUGUCAACUGUGCGAGAACCACUACAUCGUAAAUAG
Fusarium sp. VM40 is the source of this 306-nucleotide messenger RNA. NCBI's taxonomy places the organism in Eukaryota, Fungi, Ascomycota, Sordariomycetes, Hypocreales, Nectriaceae. The record is from the annotation of a GenBank genome assembly.